This is a messenger RNA of Neoarius graeffei (lesser salmon catfish), 2413 nucleotides long. Its product is annotated as zinc finger protein 501-like. The record is from RefSeq and is a predicted model, not a curated record. The coding region runs from base 304 to 2187 and encodes 627 amino acids. Gene Ontology annotation, molecular function: RNA polymerase II cis-regulatory region sequence-specific DNA binding; DNA-binding transcription factor activity; histone methyltransferase activity. The transcript has 9 exons. Gene Ontology annotation, biological process: regulation of transcription by RNA polymerase II. Lineage: Eukaryota; Metazoa; Chordata; Actinopteri; Siluriformes; Ariidae. Gene Ontology annotation, cellular component: nucleus.
UAGAAGUAGUGCGCGAGGCAGUUUUCCUGAUUGGAUUUCUGCUCUUUUUGACCCAGCUUCAUCAUUUCUUCCUGAUAGAAUUUUGCUCAUGGUUUUUCAGCGAAGAUUGGAUUUAAUGUGGUUUAAAAUAAAUAAAAUUGUUUGUAUGUGAGGUGUUUAACAACAUUCUGCUUGAAAGCUCGAGGCCACCUCUAGUCCUGUAAAAAGUCAGGAGGACGUUGUUGCUAAUUCAGUUACAAUGGAGUUUAAUAGGAGGAAAUUUGAAACAAUCUCAAACAUAAGUGAAGGACUAUUGAGGAAACCAUGAAGCCAUACUCACUAGUGGAGGGAGAGAACAUGCAGCUAGACGAGGACACCUGUGAAAGCAACAGUCACAAAGAACUGAAAAUUAUCUACAUUAAAGAAGAACCACCUAAUGAUGACGAGUACCUCUAUGGCUACCUUAAGGUGGAGGGGGCCAGCACUCCCGGUGGGCUUACCGUGCGCCUGGGCACCAAUCCAGACUGUGAGGACUGCAGAUCCUUUUUCUACGACAAAUGUGAGGUACAUGGUCCAGCUCUCUUCAUCCAUGAUACCCCCAUUCCCAUGGGAGUCACUGACCGAGCCAGACAAACCCUUCCUCUCUGUCUGGAGAUUGAGCAGUCCAAUAUUUCUGGUGCAGGCCUGGGAGUGUUUAAUAAGGGGGACACUGUUCCAAUUGGUGCUCACUUUGGGCCCUACCAGGGAGAACUGGUAGACAAAGAGGAAGCCACGAACAGUGGAUACUCUUGGGUGAUCUAUAGGAAUGGGCAGUGUGAUGAAUACAUAGAUGCCAAAAGAGAGAUGUAUGCUAACUGGAUGAGGUAUGUGAAUUGUGCUCGUAAUGAUGAUGAACAGAAUCUGGUUGCAUUCCAGUAUAGAGGGGGGAUUAUCUACCGCUGCUGUCGACCCAUAAAACCAGGACAGGAGCUGUUGGUGUGGUACGAGGAGGAAUACGCUCAAGAUCUCGGAAUUACCUUCGACUACCUCUGGAGCAAAAAGUGCUCAGCAAAUGAAAUGAAAGAUGCUCUGCAAGUCUUCUCCUGCUCCGUGUGUCGUCUUUCCUACACAGCUCAAAUUUACCUCCACAGACACAUGAGGAGAUGCCACCAUGAGGAAUAUGUGAGAAUGUUGCAACAAGAAAAGAUUAAAUCUGAUAAUCUGGAGAACACAAACAGCUCUGGUAGUGAGCAAGUGUCUUCUCAGGAAGAAAUGCACGACUGUCCAGACUGUGGGAUGAGUUUUACUUUAACAAGCCAUCUGGAAAUCCACCAGCGUGUUCACACGGGAGAAAAGCCGUACCCCUGCCUGCAGUGCGGAAAGAGUUUUACUCAACAGAGUAAUCUCCGAACGCAUGUACGCAUUCACACAGGAGAGAAGCCAUACCAGUGCUCACACUGCAGCAAGAGUUUUACUCAUCGCAGCAGCCUCCAUCUGCAUCAGCGCAUUCACACAGGAGAGAGGCCGUACCACUGUUUAUACUGCGAUAAAAGUUUUAUCCAACAGAGUGCUUUCCAGCAGCACCAGCGCAUUCACACAGGAGAGAAACCAUAUCAGUGCUUACAGUGCACGAAGAGUUUUACUCAGAUGAGCUCGCUCCAGCUGCACCAGAGCACUCACACUGGAGAAAGGCCGUAUCAGUGCUUACAGUGCGGAAAGAGCUUUAGUCGACAGAGUCAUCUCCAAACACACCAAAGCACUCACACAGAAGAAAAGCCGCAUCACUGCUCACAGUGCGAGAAGAGUUUUACUCUCCGGAGUCAACUCCAAGCGCACGCUCGCAUUCACACGAGAGAGAAGCCGUAUCCUUGCUCACACUGUGGGAAGAACUUUCCUUUCCAGAGCCAUCUCCAAAUCCACGAACGCAGUCACACUGGCGAGAAACCGUUUCACUGCUCAGUGUGUGGGAAGAGUUUUAUCGACAGAGGCACUCUGAAAACGCAUCAGCGCAUCCACACAGGGGAGAGGCCAUAUCGCUGCUCGAAGUGUGGGAAGACUUUUACUCAGCGAAGUUCUCUCCAACGACACCAACGACUUCACACAGACGAGCUGCAUCACUGCUCAGGAUGUGGGCGGGGUUUUACAGAGUUAAAUACAUUUCAGACACACAAGUGCACUUACACGGAUCCAUCAGCUCAUGAUCUGGAUCUCACAAAUCAAGAAUCAUGACUACCAUUAUUGGUUUUGGGUUAGCAUGAUUUGCUAAAUGGGUUUUAGCAUGUAUUUAGCUGUGGGUUUUGACGUCCUGCUGGAAGCAACAAAAAAUGUACUGCGUAUAAUGUUUUAUUACGGUGUUUCUUUUAAACUUUCCAUUGCUUUGAAAGUAAUUCAGAAAGUCUAUAUGAAACAUUUAAGUGGAAUUUAUAAUCUUUGAAUAAACAAAGUAUUUGAAACA